Messenger RNA from Fomitiporia mediterranea MF3/22, 279 nucleotides. RefSeq lists its product as uncharacterized. The record is from RefSeq and is a predicted model, not a curated record. Bases 1 to 279 code for a protein of 92 amino acids. The transcript has 3 exons. NCBI's taxonomy places the organism in Eukaryota, Fungi, Basidiomycota, Agaricomycetes, Hymenochaetales, Hymenochaetaceae.
AUGCCUCAGCAUGAAGACAGUAAGGAUAUAAUCCUCCUGUUUGAUGGAACUGCUGUUUCGUUUGAUUUUCCAUACAACUCUACAAUAAGUAUGCUCUUUGAAGGGCUGCCUCGGGAUCAUGACUUCCAACCUGCUUUUCAUUGGGAUGGACCAGGCACUUCUUCAACACGGCCUAGAGCUACUAUUGUAGAAUUCUUUGACAUGGCAACUGGCUACUCUGUUGAGCGGAAGGUUAUUGAUGGAAUGAGAAAAAUUCAUGAGAAAUGCACGUUUGCUUGA